UGUGCCAAAGAAGCUGCGUAAAAAUGUUUAUUAUGCAUUACUGAAUUUUGUUUUCAAUACCAAAUCCUCUAAUUAAAAUCUUCACUGCUUUAGAUUUUUUAUUUAGUCUUAGGAAUCAACCUGGAAAUAUCAAUGAGGACGUUAAUUGCAUCUUAGUUUGUGUUGAAAAUUUCUACUUCGUAAGAGGAUCAAAUCCAUGAAGUGGUUGUGAAAAUUUCAAACGUGAAGAGAGCAGGUCCCGGAGUGCAUGUGUGAAAAGUUUGUUGCCCGAGGUCUUUCCCGUGCGUUAUUCGUAGCGUAUAGCUUGCUAAAAUUCGUCUCUUUGCAUAGAUUGAUUGUGUGAACAACUAGCGUUUGUUUGUUACCGUUACAAGAAUCUUUGCUGUGGAAAAGACUUGGAAAAAUUUUAUUGAGAUCGAACUUUGGUCUAGUAAAGGACUUGGUCAAGCCAAGCUCUUAACGAUUGAUUAAGAAAAGAUAUCAAACGUAAGCGUGAGAAAUGAGCUGGAUGAAAAAUUUAUUUGUUUUAGAAUCGAUAUAAAAACGUAAACGAAUAAAAAUACGACGCUUGUAAUAUUAGAAUCGAGUAACCAUGACAACUAGAAAAAUCGUGUGAAUAGCCACCUAACUUUCUGAACUUUACACUGUUCUCAUACGACACAAUUUACCUCUUCCUGUCCAUAAAACUAGCACGAAACAAAUCAAAACCAUGGAGAUGAAGGCAAUGAGGGAAGUUUUACGCAGGUCUCGAGAACCAUGUGUAUCUAUGAAGACAUUUUCAUGGUGCAUGAGUGAACGUCAGCUUCAAGGGCCAUGUAGAGAACUUCAACGUGCCCGCUGUUGCACCAGCGCCCUCAUGAACAACAUUCUCGGCCACAACGUGACUUGGGUGACGACACAAUCCAGAAACAUAAACCUCAUUAGCAACACAACCUGGGCACAAUCGCAUGUAAAUAAUUAUUGUCUCGCGUCCUGCGCAACUCAAGAUGUAAGCAAUGAUCUUAGCAACGCAGCUUGGGCAACACGAAGUGUAAAUAACCAACGGUUAUGCAAGACAUGGACCACAAACGUCGUGAACCACAACAGCCUCCUGAGCGCCUCUACGUGGGCUAUUCAACCUCGGAGGCAGAACCUUCUUGGCAACGGUCCGACGUUUAGUGGGUUUAGCACUGAACGCAGUCCGUUGUUCAGAGGGUUCAUUACUGAACGCUUUUCUCCGUUCAGAGGAUUCAGUAAUGAACGCAGUCCGACGUUUAGAGGGUUUAGUACUGAACACCCUGCGUCUCGACCGCAGUUUCUGGAGUACAGAGCACGACUGGACUCUACGUCACCUCGGCAUCCCAGACCUGCGCAGCAGUCGUGGAUGGGAUGGCGAUGCUGCAGCUCUACCUCCGACGCGACGUCAAGCAGCUCUACACACUCUACCUCGAGCUCUGCCUCUGGACAAAGCACAGACUCGGUGGUGCUGACAUUCGAGCAAGGACUGCCCCACCUCACUGUACCGCUGCCCUCUAGAAGAGAACUCUGUCGCUUCCCUCUGCGCCCGGUCACCCACACCGUCGACACCCUCGUACAGCAGCUACAGGCCGAAGAUCGGGGCAUUGAUAGGGUGCUCGUACGGACUGUUGACGCAGAAGAGCUGACCGACUUGUCAGACGUGCGUCAAUUGGUCAACAAACUGUACGCAGCCCUGCACGUUGACGAGCAUCAAGUGGCCAGAGAACGCGACAUUAUGCAGGAAAUUGAGGAAAUAAGGACGCAACUUAUUCCCCUAGAAAAGCAACGGUCGAAGCUAGUAGCGGCAGCGGAGCGUCGCGCCACGGUGCUCAUGUACGCAGGCCUGGGCUACAUGGCGCUGCAGUUUGGGUUCCUCGCUCGUCUCACUUGGUGGGAGUAUUCCUGGGACAUCAUGGAGCCUGUGACGUAUUUUGUGACGUACGGCACUGCUAUGGCUUGCUACGCUUACUACGUUCUUACCAAACACGACUUCCUGCUACCGGAGGUCCGCGACCGUCAGUUUUUGCUUGGGUUCCACCGCAAGGCGCGCAAGACAGGCAUGGACGUGGAUAACUACAACAGCCUCAAGAACCGCCUUCACGCCCUUGAGUCAGACCUGCGGCGUCUUAGGGACCCUUUGGCCCUCAACCUCCCGCCUCAGAGGCUUGCUAAAAUAAUCGCAGAGGAUGCCGCCCAAAGUCCCUUGAAGUCGAGCACUUUCUCGGUGCUGCAGGAUCAGCUCAAGAGUCUGCUCAAGAUCAAGCACUGAAACAUCUAUUUCUUAUGAAAUUCUUUUAGAAUUCGUUACGAUCGCUGCAACCGUAAAAGGCUGGUGAUGUACCUAUUAUUUUUUUUUUGUGGUCAACAUAAUGUGGUUAUUCUUUUACGUUCUUGGCAAUAUCAUCUUAUCGGUUGCAAUGUUGCUGUUCCGACCUGUGAGUUUUGAUUGAGAGUAUUGCAACAUUGAUCGCCCCCAAAGAACUUCCUUCAGUGCACAAAUAUCGCUUUGAACUCGUCUCAAAUUUCUAACCUUGAUAAAUUUUGUUCCGGUUGAUAAUAACCGGUUGAUAACUUUUAAUGCUUAAAAGUGUAAACUGAUUUCAAGUAUUGUCAAUCUUUUUUUUUUUUGGUGUUAUUCCGUUGACAGAGAAUUCAAUGAUAUGCUUUAACGGCCACAAAGGAAUAAAAAAGAUGGUGUAAGAAAUGUAUCCGGAAAUAAAUCAUCACAUCGUGGUGCUGUGUUAGAUAUUUGCCUGCUAUUUCUUGACUGUAGUUAGUGAGCGAAAAUUUCAAUUAAAUAAAUCAUCAUAAACGAGGUUACUUUGAAACCUGGCCUUAGUUUUGCAUCGCUGGCGACACCAAUCGAGUUGUUCUUUCCACUCUCAAAUUGUUGAUUAUGACGAUAGUUUUAAAAAUACGAUUUUUUGAGAUUGUUAAACUGCAGCCGUGUAUGAUAUUCACACGAUGUUGGAGUCUCCUUUGCUUGCGGUACAAAAUACUGGCAACUCUUGUUAGAAAUAAACGAUAAAGAAAUGAAGUGGGAAAAAAUUUUUAAUUGUCAUUGUCAUAUCUGUGUCGCUAUAACAGCGAGAACAGGAGAAUUUGUUUAUACGUGUGCAAACCGUAAACUUUCAAAACUAAUCUUUCAUAGCAAAAUUGAUAUUAUGUUUCUAACUUUGAAUAUAUUACAGAUAUUAUUAAACCUGACCAGACAUCGAAUCGUUGCAACAUGAUGUACCCGAAUUGGAUUUUGUUCGCUUAAAAAUCCAACAUCAUCUCUAGUAUUGUACUUAAUUUAUAUAAUAUGUCCCUCUAGCGACCUGGCAUCACACCUAGUCUCUUGCUGCAUCAUCACAUAAUGUCCAUCACUAUCAUUGUUAUCACUGACCUGCACUCUUCUAACGAACAUCACAUCUAUCAUUGUACUGCAUCAUCGAUCGUGAUAAUAACUGCUCUGCUCUCGCUUCUAUUGAGUCAUAUUUCAUGUUGAUAGCUUCGGAAAAAAAAUCGAUCGUCAGUUCAUUAUCUUUUUGCCGACACUAUCAUGUUUUUUAUUUCGCUCUAUUCUAAUACCUAGUAUUUCUUAUCAAGCACAAAUACGUACCAUGUUUUUUCCUGUAUUUCUGUAUCUACCUAUACUUAUCUUUCCUGUUUUCUUCAAUCGCCAAUUCAUUCUUUAAAGACAUAACGAACAAAUGUUAAUCAAAUCGCGAAUAAGACUGCAUCAAAAUGCAUUUAGAUCUUUUUCUAAUUUUGUAGGACGUAGCUAUAGAAGUUCCAUAUCGAGUUCCCUGCCAAAGCUUCCUCGAAUGUAGUGCUAGAGUUGCGAUUAAAAAAUUUCCUUGUUGAAGUUGCGUAAUCUGUACGACGCGCCGUGCUGUGCACGCGUUAAUAUCCAAUGAUAUUUAGGAAUCAUGCUGCCAAGCUUAUAGGUUAACUGCUAAGAUACCCCUACAUGUUAAUUAGGAUGUGUUUUAUGCCCUAACGUGCUUUAUUGAGUUCUUGUUUGUUCCACAGUUUAUUAGUUUAGAAUAUUCAUCCCAACUGGAAGUUCCGAAUUUACGUGGAAGAUAAUACAUUAGUAUGAGUGAUGAUCUUCCAAUCAUUUGUUAAGUUCUCUUCUUAAGAGCGUCAAGGUUGAACUAUAAUCGCAAUGCUCGCCGAAUUAUUAGCUAGAGACUACAUGAAUAAAUUCAUGCUCUAAACUAAUUCUAUAUAGCAUAAUCCUAAGGCAUUCUGAUUCGUUUCUAGUUAUAGAUUUGGUUAAUUUAAUAUUAAUGGUGUUAAUUGUGUUACAAGAAAAAAAUAUG
This is a messenger RNA of Hyalella azteca, 4307 nucleotides long. RefSeq names its product calcium uniporter protein, mitochondrial-like (gene MCU). NCBI's taxonomy places the organism in Eukaryota, Metazoa, Arthropoda, Malacostraca, Amphipoda, Hyalellidae. Gene Ontology annotation, biological process: calcium import into the mitochondrion; mitochondrial calcium ion homeostasis. The record is from RefSeq and is a predicted model, not a curated record. Gene Ontology annotation, cellular component: uniplex complex; mitochondrial inner membrane. Bases 710 to 2266 code for a protein of 518 amino acids. The transcript is spliced from 7 exons. Gene Ontology annotation, molecular function: calcium channel activity; uniporter activity.